Kickxella alabastrina is the source of this 832-nucleotide messenger RNA. RefSeq lists its product as uncharacterized. The transcript has 3 exons. Bases 1 to 738 code for a protein of 245 amino acids. Lineage: Eukaryota; Fungi; Kickxellomycota; Kickxellomycetes; Kickxellales; Kickxellaceae. The record is from RefSeq and is a predicted model, not a curated record.
AUGGGGCUAAUCCAUUUUGUCAAGGGCCGUAUUGUAGAUGAUCGCAUAAUCGACCCGCCGGACUACUACUUCUCGCUGUCAACCCGACAAACGAUUGGCUUCUGGGCGUUCAAUACCAGCGACAAAUUGCCCAGUACCGAGUCUGCGCAAGAAACAACGUUGUUUACACUUCUGGAUGAUGUCACUGCCGAUCUGGCCUUACGCUUAGUAUUCAUAUCUGCAAAUGCAAAGGAUUUUAUUGCAUUUACUAUGAGCCUAAACGUUACCAGAAAGGGCUCGUCGCCAGCCGUCAAACUUUUUUAUUUUGAGAACCAGAUCAUCAAAAUUUCCGAGCGCAUUAUCGUUAUCGAAUGCCCGCUUUACGACGCUGAAACUGCCAAGCUGGUGCUUGUUGCCCAGAUCGACACACCAGACGUACAAACAUUGAGUAGUACUGAUCUUCGCGGUCUCGUCUUUAUACAUGGUGGCGUUCUGGCAACCGUAUUGAACAACGCUUCGACGCUCCUGCUGACCAAAGUCGCUGGUAUUGACAUUGCGCAUGUGAAUACCGUUGCCAGGGACGUUCGUUAUCUCAAAGGGAUUUAUUUGAAUAGCAAGGGCGUUGUCAUUGAUGCAGUUGUCGAGGAGGCAAACGACAAGGAUGAGCUUGUUAUUUUUCCCAAGCUCAUGAAAGGCGCGGAUGUGCACACGACACUUAGGAUAACCUUUACCUUACCAAAACCCGAUUCGAAGCUGUAACCAUACUAAAGUGCAUUUGUCGUUGGGUUGGGCGCUCGUGUCAAAACAAUCGUAACCACAGAUAUAAUUUAAUUGAAUUUGACUAUGUUCACAG